Molecule: messenger RNA, 1790 nt
Organism: Annulohypoxylon truncatum
Lineage: Eukaryota; Fungi; Ascomycota; Sordariomycetes; Xylariales; Hypoxylaceae
Exons: 1
Coding region: 277-1761 (494 amino acids)
Source: RefSeq, a predicted model, not a curated record
AUUCGUCUAUAGGGUAGCCAGACUCCUGCAAGGAUAUCCUAAAGCCCUAUAAGCUUCCAUACACCUACACCGUCAUGCAUGUGUGUCGUGAUUGAAUUCCAAACUUCCUGCAGUCAAGAGUCUUCAGAUGCGGCCAUCUAGUAGAGCUUUCAAGCGAGCCAUUGGUCGGCUCAACCGCCCCCAAGUCACAUACGUCUGAUAACCCAUCCAAUAUCUGGAUGGCACUGUAGCCUAAAGCCUUGGAUCAUAUAUAAAGAGAAGGGCUCCUUCGUCGACAUGGAAGACUACUCACAAUCCCAGACAGGAAUCUGCUCUAUAGGCGCCACUACUUGGAAGAUGGCUACAACAUUUCUACAAUACCUUACCCUCCCAAACCCAAAACCAAACUCCGAAAAUUGCAAGGACGGAACCAGCACAAAGGUCCCAGUAGUGUACGGGCCCUAUGACGUGAAGCGGUGGAGAGGUCUCACCUGGGGGAACUUAAACGCGAGCUUUGGGCAUGUACUAAGGCAGACAAUGCGUGAACCGAGAAUCAGAGAUGCGAGUGAUGUGGCUUCCGCGAAAACAGUUAUUUACAAAGAACCUUCAGUAACAAGGUUGGUGCAACAUUGGAAUGAACCUGUCGUUCAGCAUUCACUCGAUGGAACCGGAAAAGCGUUGAUGGCAACUGAGUUUAAGGAGUACUUGGUCAAGGGCACUCUCCACUUCAUGACAAACACCGGCGAAGGUGAUGUACCGAGAAAGGGCAAAAGAAAACAAGAACCCGACUGGUGCGUAUACCAAGAAGGCCAGAAAGUGAACGAUGUACACAUCAAUUUAGUCCCGGGAGACAGCAAACCAGCAAGUAAGUGGAAAUCAGAAUGGAUAAAAUCUAGAGACGCGGGAAAAAGGAGGCGUGCCAAUCUAGUACUACAGCAAAUCACCAAGUACAUGUGGCUCCGGAAAACAAGAUACGGGUUUGUGAUCAGCGAGGAAGAAUUGGUCCCUGUCCGUCUCUCAACAUUUCGUAAAGGUCCGGAGGCCGCGGAUGAACCUUUAGAGGAUUACGAAAAAAGGCAGAUAGAAGAAUCCCAAGGUGAAUUUCUUGAAAAUCCCGAAGAAGAUGAAGAAGAUCCGGAGUACCAAGAAGACCAAGAUAUCGACUUGUCCGAUUACCAAACACUAGGAAUCCCCUUUUCAGAUCCAGAAAACACAAUUCGCACACGUCUGGAAUACUGUGUUAUCCCCUGGGCUACGGAUUGGGGUAAGAAAAACACGAAUAAACUCACCGUCAAUUUGGCCUUGUGGUGGCUUCCGAUGCUUGCCAUUCAAGACUCGUCGAUAAAGAAGGCCGAUGAUUAUGAUCCCUUGAAGCAGGUUACACGCGAUUGUGGGCGGCAAGUUCAAGACGAUAUCAUCGAUGGGACUCAGGGAGACCCCACGGCGAAUCCGCGCAAGCGCAAAGCUGGAAGUUCAGAUCGACCCGCGAGAGGUUCGAAAUCCAGCAGAGGGGCAGUGAGCCGUGCUCCUGCUAAUGGAGCUGCCUCUCCCCGGAGAGGAGUUGGACAGCAUGAUCAAAACAGCCGACACGGAUCGAUAAAUGGGGAUAUAUUUGCCCGGUUGCCCGCGGCCUCCCGCGCUUGUUCGGCUGGACCCGCGCGGCCAGCAAAAAGGAACAGGGGGUUGCACACGGACUCCCCUUCCCCUUCUGCUGUGAGUAGCUCACAAGCGACAAAUAUGGACGACCGCUAUUUACUCUCAUUUACAGAGAGCGUAGGGUGAUAUGUUUUAUGGGAGGCUUGUAAUUGGGC